GCGCGCUGCGCGUCUCCUUGGCGCUGCGCGGAGGAGGGCGAGCCCAGGCCUCAAGGAGAGGGAGCGGGACGAGGAAGAGCAGCGGGAGCGGGAAUCGGCGCUCCUGCCGCUGCCAUGCUGCUGUGCACUGCCCUGCGCGCCGCGGCCGCACGCUCGGUAAGACAGAUCCGAUAUUUGCAUGGAACAGCAGAGCGCAAUGCCACUGGAGCCUUAUUCGUGCAUAGAGAUAGUCCUGAAAACAAUCCAAAUACUCCAUUUGAGUUCACACCUGAAAACCUAAAGCGAAUAGAAGCGAUCAUAAACAACUAUCCAGAGGGACACAAGUCUGCAGCUGUCAUGGCAGUGCUGGAUUUGGCCCAAAGACAGCAUGGAUGGCUGCCCAUAUCAGCUAUGAACAAGGUUGCUGAAGUUUUAGAAAUGCCUCCCAUGAGAGUCUAUGAAGUAGCAACCUUCUACACCAUGUACAAUCGCAAACCUGUUGGGAAAUACCACAUUCAGGUCUGCACCACCACGCCGUGCAUGCUGCGAGACUCUGACAGCAUUUUAGAAGCCAUUAAGAAGAAACUUGGUAUUAAAGUUGGGGAAACAACACCUGAUAAGCUCUUCACACUGAUAGAAGUGGAAUGUUUAGGUGCUUGUGUAAACGCACCGAUGGUACAAAUAAAUGACAAUUACUACGAAGAUCUGACACCCAAAGAUAUUGAAGACAUAAUUGAUGAGCUAAAGGCUGGCAAAGUUCCCAAACCAGGCCCAAGGAGUGGACGUUUUUCUUGUGAGCCAGCUGGUGGCCUUACUUCCCUGACUGAACCACCCAAAGGACCAGGUUUUGGAGUUCAAGAUGAUCUCUAAGGAUUUUUGUAAUAUAAAAUGAACUGUCUGAAAAGAAUAAAGUACCUUGAAUCUCACUAAAAUUAUGUACAUUCUAAUAUUUUUGUUUAAAAAAAAAGUAACAGCAAUUAGACUAUCCAACUUACUGUGUUGGAUUAAAUUUAACUAUAGCACAGUUUAAUCAUAAUUCCAGACUUUAAGAAAAGUGGUUCUGUAGACUGUGUAAAGUGACUGCUUGAAAGAGUCCACUUAGGGUCAAUGAGAAAUGAAAAGUUGUGUCUUUUGAUCUGUCAUUGAAAAUUCUUUCAGCUUUUUCUAAAGCUCUUUGAAGAAGCGACAAAACUCACUAAAUUACGAAUCUGGUAAAUGCACAAGGAACCAAACUGAAAGGAGAUUAUCUGACAAAACUUCAUCAUGUUACUUUUAUUGGCAAUUUAUAAACAAACAAACACAAACAAGAAAGGUUAUCUGAGCUGUGUUGUGUAAAAAAUCUCGUAGGUUCAGUUAGAAGUGGUUCUUCAGCUUCGUUCUUCUUAGUAUCAUUCUGUAAUCAGGAAGAAUGUAAAGCCCCAAACAGCAGUAGUAUUCUGCUAAAAGAAUUAAAGUAACAAAAACCAACUACCUUCCUGUGCUUCCUAUAAACAUAUAUAUAGUACAGACAAGGUACGGAGCUGGGGGAAGACAGAAUAUCAGUUCAACAUGUGCCUAAGGGUAAUGAUAUCUGACACUGGAUCUUUGAUUUACAGAUCCUUCUUUGACCUUAUUAUUGUGUACCAGCUACUUUCAAGAACUAAUCUGUGUGAAAUUGAGGAAUUUCUUUCAACACAAAAAAGUUGAAGAUUUUUUAUUUGACUGCAUACAGACACUUAAUACCUAUGCUUAUAAAAUGGGGCAAAUGCUUUUGCUAUAAGGACAUACAUUUCCAUGUCAAUUAGGAAAUGUGGACACAUCAGUCACCUGAGGCCACAUUGUGUCUGUCUCUUCUAAAAUCUGCCAUGGAACCUAUAUUUGUAGUACAAUUGAGGAGAUGUAUUAAGCUUUAACUGUAUAAUUUAUAAUUCUAUAUUUGUUUUGAUAGUCUGAUCAAUAGUACUUCACCAAACUAUUCUCCCUCUUUGGAGUUAAAUUCUGUUUUUACAGAUUACCUGCAUAAUGGCUAUCUCAUGUGGUCUGUCAUUAUUUCAAUAGGCUCUGUGAAGUUCCUUCACAAGCCGUUAAAAAAGCAGUAUUACUGUUGGUAGUUCUGGGAACAUAAUAUAUCAUGAGAAACUUGCUAUCUCUUCCAUCUUACUUUAUUUAUAAAAUGAAACUAUUGAAUUGCAUACAAAUGGAAAAGAAAACUCAAUAAAUUCAUACAACCCAUGAGUGAAGCAGUUUCCAAACAAGCAUGAAAAAAAAUCCUGCAUAGAAGCAGUACAGAACAUAGUGCACGGGAGAAAAUAGUACAUGGAUUGAAAUCUUAUCUGUCAUUAAAAGUUUCUGAAUGCUCUUCUGAAAGGUCACUCCAUGUUUGUAACAGCCUCAGGCCUUGCAGCAGGCCAGGCAUCUGGCACUAUGUGGCACUUCUCUAGAGACAUGAAAUGAGGCAGAAGGCAUGUCACAUCUUGAUGCAAAGACAGACUCAUUUUAGUAUCCUACGCUGACUGUUCCAUUUUAACAACAAAACUGUAUUCUAGUUCUUACAGCCUUACCUUAUUCUAACCUCUGAAGUAUAUGCUUAAUACAAGUGAGGGUGUUGCAUGCAUUGGGAAACUAUACUGUGCUGCAGUUAUUAAUGGUUUUCAUGUUGAAGGGAAACAAAAUUUUGGACAUGUCAAGCUUUAAACAAUAACAAAGCACUAGAAUGACAGAUUCCACUCAUUUUUUAAAGCCAGAGAGAAUUUGUAUCCCACUUUUCUCCCCAAUUUAUGACAAUUUUGAUGUUUUAUCUCAUGAGCAGAACAUGGACCUCCACAGUUCCCAUCUUUUGGAGAUUGUUAGUGAUGUUCCACAGACAAGCUGUCAGUCAUUUUGAUGCAACAUGUGAGAAUCUGCCAAUCAUUUGACUAGAAUAGGAUAAUUUAAGUUAUCCCUACUGCAUGGCACAAAUCUGAUACAUCACUCUUUAAAUUGAGUAUUGGAGGGAAGCUACAGGACUGUGAAAUGAUUGUAGAGAAAUAACUACUACUCUUCUCUCUCAUCUUACCCGCUUCACUCAUCAAUUAUAUGAGGGUUUAUGGUCCUGGUUUCUCCACAAAAAAAGUUUGGGCAAUCAUUGUAUUAAAUGGUUUAAAAAAUUUCA
Molecule: messenger RNA, 3109 nt
Organism: Catharus ustulatus (Swainson's thrush)
Lineage: Eukaryota; Metazoa; Chordata; Aves; Passeriformes; Turdidae
Product: NADH dehydrogenase [ubiquinone] flavoprotein 2, mitochondrial-like
Exons: 8
Coding region: 115-849 (244 amino acids)
Biological process (GO): mitochondrial electron transport, NADH to ubiquinone
Molecular function (GO): NADH dehydrogenase activity
Source: RefSeq, a predicted model, not a curated record